Molecule: messenger RNA, 438 nt
Organism: Prorocentrum cordatum
Lineage: Eukaryota; Dinophyceae; Prorocentrales; Prorocentraceae
Source: the annotation of a GenBank genome assembly
AUGGUGCCCCUCGUGCUAUGGGCCAGUCGCGGCGUUUUCCACUUCUCCGCAUGGAGGCAUGAGCAGGCCCACCGCAGCAGCAAAGGGUCUACAGCGCCAGUCGCGCCGCCGAGCUGCAAAGUCGCGGCCUGGACGUCGUCCUUGCGCAACCCCCUGAGCUCCACCCUGCCGGGGCAGCUGGUGCCGCUCGGUGGCGGGGAGCCCAUGUAUUCUUUCAGCGUGUCGGAGCCGUUCCGAGAGGUGCCAGGAUCGAGCGCGUACUUGGACGCCUACAUGCGGGACAUUGCGCGCCCGGUCGUGCUGCCGGCCCUUGCGACGUCGCCUCGCAAGAAGGUCUCACUGUCUUCGAUGCCCAUGUCGGCAAGGCGAGCGUUCCCCGAGCUGGUCAAGGGGAGGAAGGUUUUCUUUUCCCCUGUGGGAAGGAAGAAGUACGGAUAA